Molecule: messenger RNA, 924 nt
Organism: Diabrotica balteata
Lineage: Eukaryota; Metazoa; Arthropoda; Insecta; Coleoptera; Chrysomelidae
Source: the annotation of a GenBank genome assembly
AUGGCAGAUAUGCAUUUAACUUUGGGUGGUACUUGUUGGUCGGCCAUGGUACGUAACGGAAACGGGCGUUGCACGGAACUUCUUCACGAGAAAAUGUCGAAAGAAGAUUGUUGCUCGGGACGCUCUGUAACGACAUCCUGGUCGGCAGAGGAACUUGAUUCUGGAACGUUGUUUUUCUGGAGAAUACUAGGUGGUGGAGUGCGAUGUUCUUCAUGUCGAGAGUCGUGUAAAGAAGUCGUAUGUGAUGUAGAUAAGACUUGUGUAUUGCGCAAAGGUACACCGAAAUGUGUGUGUGCCUCCAGAUGCAAAGAAGGAAAAUUCCGUCCCUUAAAAGGGCCUGUGUGCGGAACUGAUGGCCGGAGCUAUAGAAACAUAUGUAGGUUAAGAAAACAAUCGUGUCGUCGUAGAUCAAAUUCUCUGACUAUUGCUUACAAGGGCAUAUGUCAAAGUUCCUGUGAUAAAAUUGUCUGUCCAUCGAAUAAACAUUGCUUAUUGGACCAAAAUUUAACACCGCAUUGUGUGAACUGCACACGAAAAUGCCCAAACGUUCCGAAACGUCGUCAAGUGUGCGGAUCAGACGGUAUUACAUAUCCUAGCGCCUGUCAUUUGAGAGAAAAAGCUUGCAGGAGAGGCAAAGCUAUCCCCAUUGCGUACAAGGGACCUUGUCGAGCAAAAGCUACAUGCAAGAAAGUGAAAUGUCGGGACGGCCAGUCAUGUCUAAAAGAUUUCAACACCGGAAUGCCCAGAUGUGUUAGCUGCACGACCAGCUGCCGACCAAGACACGUUAUGAGAGGACCAAUAUGUGGUACUAACAAUAGUACCUACCAUACUUGGUGCCACAUGGUACAGGAUUCUUGCUUUAAGGGAUACGUGAUCGACACAAUGUAUCCUGGAAGAUGUAAGUCCAAACUAACGACGAUAUGA